AUGGUGUCGCUCGAGACUCAUCAAGCCAUCUCUGAGAACAAUCCAUCCAGCAGAAGUGAAAUGGCGUCGCUCAACAAGACUUAUCAAAUCAACCGAACAGAAGAGAAAUGGAGUAUGUCAAGACUUAGUAUCAAGCCAUCUCUGAAGAGAAUCGAUCCAGAAGAAAAGAAAUGGUGCCCCUCAAGAAGAGAAAUGGCGUCGCUCCAGACUUAUCAAGGCAUCUCUGAGAACAAUCCAUCCAGCAGAAGUGAAAUGGCGUUGCUCAACAACCGUCACUUGAUUACUACAGACUUAUCAAGCCAUCGCUGGGGCAAAUCCAUCAAACAGAAGAGAAAUGGCGUCGCUCUAGCUGAGCACCAGCAUAUUAGUACUAAGAAUGAGCAAAGUUCUGUAGCAAAUAAUGGAUCUUCUUAUUUUGCUUUUGAAAGAUUAUCAAAUGUCUCCUGUUCUUUAGUCAUUUUUUGUUUCUAG
Molecule: messenger RNA, 471 nt
Organism: Cylindrotheca closterium
Lineage: Eukaryota; Bacillariophyta; Bacillariophyceae; Bacillariales; Bacillariaceae
Source: the annotation of a GenBank genome assembly